AGGCUAGAGCCGCGUGCGGAGACAACAAUUUUUUUGGUUAAUACACCAAAAAAUAUUUCGUUUGUCAAACGUUAACGUUGGCACAAACGAACGAGUUAGUAAUAAUUAUAGGAUUAAUUACCUUAAGUGAAGUGUACGAGGCCAGAAGGCAACACAAUUAUGCAUUGGGAUUGGGAUUGGCAUUAUGAUCAUCAUUGGCAUAGACCAUGGGAUUCUUAUCGCUAUCAUUACAAAUGUCCUUGGCGCAAACGUAUGUGGUCUUCAUUAAUUGAUUUCGAUUGGGAUUUUCAUCAUUUCGAUUGUUAUCAUCAAAUGCCAGAAUGGUGUCAUAGAUCCUGUUUGACGGGUAGAGUGUAUGUGGAAACGGGUGAGGAAGAGGAUAGCUGUGGCAAGGGUACUUAUAAGAUUGUUGUGGAUGUACACCAUUUCCGAGCGGAUGAAUUAAAGCUAAAGGUGAAAAACUUUGAUACUUUAAUAUUAGAGGGCCAGCAUAAAGAUGAGCGGGCCCAGAAAACACCAGCCUUGUGUAUAACAAAACAAUUUGUGCGUAAAUAUAAACUGCCGCGUAAUUAUGAUGCCACCUUGGCCAAGGCCACACUUUCUAAGGAUGGCAUUAUCAGCAUCAUAGUGCCUGCUCCUCCCGCUGUAGAUGAUGUAGAACGAGAAAUUGAAAUACAAGCAACAGAAAGCUAUUUUGGUUCUGUCGAAGAUAAGGACAAAAGCAAAGCUUUGGAAGAUAAAAAGCAGCAACAGUCAGCUGAGGAAAAUAAAGAAGAAAACUAAAUUGGUUUUUCUUCAGAACUGUCAGUUAUUUGCUAACAAAAAUGGAAAUUUUAUAAAUCUUAAAAAAAUUUAAUAUUUAAAUUUCUAAGCACUUUAAGCGUAGAGAAACAAUUGCUUUUGGCCACCACUGUAGUAAACAAUUUUGUAGUUCAAUUAAACAGAACGUUCUGGCAAACCCCAAGUUAAACACUAAAAUAGUGUUAAACAAACUGUUUUCAUAUUAAGAAGCAAAAAAAAAAAAAAACAAAUCACCUAUAAAAAAUUUUUAAAAUAGUUCAAGUAGCUUUAGAUGUUUAAGAACAAAAAAAUAGAUUAAUUAAAAACAAAUUUUA
This is a messenger RNA of Lucilia sericata (common green bottle fly), 1115 nucleotides long. Its product is annotated as heat shock protein 23. Gene Ontology annotation, molecular function: protein folding chaperone. The transcript has a single exon. Gene Ontology annotation, biological process: protein refolding; response to heat. The coding region runs from base 160 to 783 and encodes 207 amino acids. The record is from RefSeq and is a predicted model, not a curated record. Lineage: Eukaryota; Metazoa; Arthropoda; Insecta; Diptera; Calliphoridae.